AUGGUUUUGUCUUCUGCUGCUACUACUUCCACUACGGAUCAUGAGGCUCCUUCUUCCUUCACUUUAGCCCUUAUAAAAUCACAUCCGAGAAAAUUAAUGCUCUAUUGGUUGAGUUGUGUGGUGAAAUUUACUUUUGCAAUUAUUGUCUUUGCAGUGGCAAUUAAUACAUUUGUGGCUUUAGGAGAUGUGGACGAAUUGGAAAAAUAUGAUAAAGCCUUGUCAAGUAAAUUGACGGCAUUUAUGGUGGGAGUUUCAUUAUUACAUUUAUUCACAGGAACGGUGAUGGUAAUAGGAUCGGUGUGUGGAAUAGUGGCUAGUUUAUAUCCAGGUAGUAAGCCGAGUAAUGUUGUGAGUGACAGCACGGGUUUGUCCAUUCAUGGCUCCGGAGCUGCUGUUGGAGAUUAUGGACAAAGUUUGGGAAGUGCUGUCGAUCAGGCAAACAGAAACUUAUGGAAUCCAAUUUUUAUUUCAAGAGCUUUGAAAACAGCAAAUUUGCGUUAUUAUUGCAGUAUUGUUUGGUUGGUGUGUUCAGUGUUGACAAUAUUGUUUCAGGUUGGAAGAACGAUUUUAGCCAGUGUUGGUGUUUCUGUCAUGCACAUCAUGAUUGAGAGAUUCAAGUCCAUGCCAGAGUUAGAUGUACAGACAGAUGUAAUCAUUUUGAUUUUGACCUCGGUGAUUGCACUCGCUGCCUGCUCUCCAUUUAUUGUGUUGAGUUUUAUUGCGACUAGAAGAAUUAGGGCCUACAAAAAGGAACUCGAAAAACAACAAGAAUUAAUUAAGGAAUCCGUUAUGGAUGACAUGGACUCCACGGAUUUCGAGCUGAACCGAUCAGGAACAUCUGUAUAG
Naegleria fowleri is the source of this 846-nucleotide messenger RNA. RefSeq lists its product as uncharacterized. Bases 1 to 846 code for a protein of 281 amino acids. The record is from RefSeq and is a predicted model, not a curated record. Lineage: Eukaryota; Heterolobosea; Eutetramitea; Acrasida; Naegleriidae. The transcript has 2 exons.